CAAUCUUGCCGACCGAUUUGAAGGUGAGUGCGCACAUGGACCAAUGAUGUCGACGUCAAUAUACCACGGCGCUCAACCCAUCUCCAUGGCCCGGUAUUCGACUCGGAUCUGUGAUCCGGCACAUUCCUACAACGCCUCUCCAGAGGAAAUGGAAGAACGCACACUCAGCAGAAAGACCGGCAAGGCGUUUCUCCCCUUUUCUCAAGCCGAGCUGGAGAGCCUGUCUCCGCAAGCCCGCGGCCGCCUGACGCUGGAUCAAGUCAACACCGAAUACCGGCUCUUGUGGGAAUACUUUGUCCGCAAGAACCCGCGGAGCGAGAGUGCCCUGGCCUCAGCCAUUGUUGGCCUCAAGCCUGGCAAGUUUGGAGAGAAUCUUCUGCGCUGUCUGCGAGCUCUUGGUGUCCUGACUGUCGACAGCCGAAACAACGUCGUCUGGCUGCGAAAGUAACAUGUACAUACAAACGAUCGUCAAGUUCGCUGCUCCGACACCACAUGCAGAUUGCUCGGCUGACUCAUGGUCCUGCUCACUGGGUACUUUGAGCACUUGGGGGGAGGGAGAGGAUGCUUGUUGGCUGGCGCUGUUACUCGAUGCCAGGCCUGGAUCUGCUGCUGUCCCUGGAUCAUCGGGCAUAGCUCUCUCGAUAUAUUGGCCGUGCUUGCUGUCUCGAUCAACAGCAUGCGAGCAGCAGCCUCUGCCUUGGAUCCGGGUGGGUUGGGAACUGCCUCGAAAUCGGCGUUUUG
Polychytrium aggregatum is the source of this 741-nucleotide messenger RNA. RefSeq lists its product as uncharacterized. The record is from RefSeq and is a predicted model, not a curated record. The transcript has 3 exons. Bases 44 to 448 code for a protein of 134 amino acids. NCBI's taxonomy places the organism in Eukaryota, Fungi, Chytridiomycota, Chytridiomycetes, Polychytriales.